Molecule: messenger RNA, 465 nt
Organism: Venustampulla echinocandica
Lineage: Eukaryota; Fungi; Ascomycota; Leotiomycetes; Helotiales; Pleuroascaceae
Exons: 4
Coding region: 1-465 (154 amino acids)
Source: RefSeq, a predicted model, not a curated record
AUGCCUCCCCUGUCCCCCUCAGAAUCUGCCUCUGCCCCAGCUUCACCUUUGCUAGGUGCCGCCUCCCCCCCAAAUGCUGCCGCUGCUGCUCAUCUAUCUGCCACUGCUCCUGCCCCUGCUGAGGUCGCUGUCGUUCUCCCUGCCUCUUCCCUGGCUGCCGCUGCUGUCUUAAAUCCGCUGCCUGCCCUGCCUGCCCGCCCUACUAAUGCUAUGUUAGCUCUUACCCGUCUGCCUCCGGUCCGUAAUACAAUCCUACGCCCAGGCCGCACUUUCCGGUCUGCUGCCCAGUCCGCCAAUACAGAAGCUGCCCUGGCGCAGGCCGUUGGCUCUAUUGCAGUAGUUCAGUGUACACAUUGUAGUAGGAGUUCCGGCAUUUGGGUUGGCUGUGUGGUUGUUGCGGGUUUCCUGUCUGGGAGCUGUGCCAACGGCCACUACGGCAGUGAAGGUGCUCGUCACUAUAAUUGA